AUGAAUCAAGAUAGAAAUAGUAGACCAUCUACAACCUCUAGCAAAACUAGACCAUAAACUAAUUCAUCACAAAGAAGAUAGAUAAGAAGCAAUUAUGAUACCUAAAAAACAGAUGUAAAUUCUAAUAAUAAAUAUCAAGGAGAUAAUUACUAUUCUCCAGAUAGAACUGAAGAAAAUUAAGUUAAAAAUUUUGGUUCAGAUGACUAACAAUCUCCGACCCAUUACGAUAAACCUUCAAGUGCUUAUUCUAAUCGCAAAAGAAUUAAUUCAGUCUAAAAGAGUGAAUAUACAUCAGUAAAAGCCAAUUCUCUUGCUUCAACUAUGUACAGAACAUUUAAUGGAACUUAUUAUACAGCAUCUGGGGCUGGUUAAAACACUAUGAAAAACUCGAUAGACUUUAGCAAAUUAGAUCCUACUAAAUUUGUAGAUGGAGUGUAUUAAGAAAUUCCUUUAUGGAGACAAUCUGUUGCAACAUGGAGGAAUUCAGCUCCUUCACAUAAAUUCCCUCAAGCUCAAAGAUUCCCAGAUCCUAAACUUCCAGGCACAUACAAAAACAAGAUAAAUAUUCCCAAUACUCUUAAAAAAAGGUCAACAAGCUUUGGAUUAGGCAAAAAUACAGAUAUUUUCCCUCCUAAGCAUAUAGAAAAAGCCUAAACUACACCAGCUCCAAAUGGGCAUAAAGUUAAGCGCUACUUAGAAGAUUAGAAUCACUAUAAGAUUAGAUACCCAGAAUCUCCUGAAUUAAACAAUACUUCAUAUAUUUAAUAAAGAAGCUGCAGUAAAUCUGGUUGCGAAACAGAAAGAAGCAGAGAAAAAAGAUCCCUUUCAUAAACUCAUUGCAUAACUUAAGGUGUAGAACCUGGUAAAAGCUUCGGACUAAGCUAUGAACACUACAGAAAAAAUUAUUUAAAAUAUGCUGAUAGAAUGAUAUAUUCUCCUCUUUUCUAAGAAGGUAAUCCUCCUCCAAACACAUACAAUGUCAGUGAGAAGAUAGGCAAUGAAAAGAGGAAAUUCAGUAUCUAUUAGAGACUUAAAAUGUUCAAUGAAUAUUGUGAUAAGUAAGUCCCACCUCUCACAACUUAUAAAAUUAAUGAAAAGCCUGUUGUUUAAAAAAGAUUUAAAGAUAUUUCCUUUGGCUACGGAUAAAAAAUAAAUAUCGCUGCACCUCUAAAUGACAAUCCUGGUCCUUAAUAUGCAGUUAAAAGGGACUUUGAUGAAUUCGAUAAAUUUAGUAAUCAUUACCUUCAAAUUUGA
Tetrahymena thermophila SB210 is the source of this 1254-nucleotide messenger RNA. RefSeq lists its product as hypothetical. The record is from RefSeq and is a predicted model, not a curated record. The transcript has a single exon. NCBI's taxonomy places the organism in Eukaryota, Ciliophora, Oligohymenophorea, Hymenostomatida, Tetrahymenidae.